AGCGUGAGUAGUCGCUCACCGGCCGCAGACACGCACGCGCGUUCACACGCCCUCGCCUCCACAGGAUAGCCGAUACAUUGAAAUGACCGGUUCUAAACGCGAAACAUUACCUUCCAUCUGUUCUGACACAGUGCUCGCUCCAGUGUAAUCAUUGUUUGGUGCUAUUCAGUGAGUGACGACGGGAAUGUACCAGAAGACGACCUGCCAACUUACACAAUGCCCCGAAUAACAUUAAAUUGGUACGAAGUAUGAACCACAUAGAAUUAAUGAACUCAAAUGUGAUGUAACACAGUGAAGACAAAAUGAAAAACAGUGAAGAGUGUUUAGACUCAUAAGAGACAUUAAUGGAAUCAGUGUGAUAUUUAUUUUAUAAAAAAAAUAAUAUAUUUAAUAUAGAUAUUGUGAAUAUAAUAGACAUUGUAAAUAUAAAGUGCACAAAGAAUAGUAUAGUUGAAACCGCUGUUUACUUCGGACUUCGUAGCCCGCGGACAAGAUAGAAGCGACGGUGGCAAUUGCAGGCAUGGGAAUCAAAGUCAUGAUGAAAGCUUUCAAUAAGCCUAAAGACAUCCCAUCACAGGUGCCGCCGCUCACGCCCGGCACCAACAAGAAGAUGGCUGAGGCGCUGAAAGCUACCUUCGCCUCCUGGGAGAAGGAACAGUUACGCCUCGGGGUGCCCAAAGACCCUCGUCAGUGGAGUGAGGCGGCUGUUGCUGCAUGGCUCCGUUGGGCGGCUCGUGAGUUCUCCCUAGAAGGCGUAGCUCUACAGCAGUUCGCGCGUGCUCAAGGCAAGGAUAUAUGCGCGAUGGGAAGAGAGGAAUUCGUGGCCAGAGCACCCGCUUUCAUGGGUGAUAUACUUUGGGAACACCUGGAGAUUCUACAAAAAGACGUGGAGAAGGAACGCUCUCUGCUGGCGAACGUGCCUCCCAAUAUGUAUGAAAGCAACGUCUGUCUGCCGGAACUGGCCGACUACAUCCCGCCGCCCGCCCACCACUACAACAACAAUAACAAUAAUACAGGCGGCUACACGACCGGCGGUCCGCGGGAAACGAACACCUACUACACGGAGGCGAGCGGGGGCGCAGCACCCCUCGCUCCCCCCGCCACCUCCCCCCUCGACGAGUACUACCAGCCGGAGUACCCGCCGGCGCCGGCGCAGCCCUACCUCGAGGACUACUAUCACCACGCGCACGCACACACACAACCGAUACUCACACACGAACACAAAUAUCAGCCGCAUUCAUACACCAAGCCUUAUCCCAGAACUGCCGGUCGGUACGGAGGUGAGGUUUAUGGUGAGGGAUACUCCACGGAGUACGGAGGAUGUGCUGAGUGGGCCGAGUGGCCGGAGCAACACGCGCUGCCCCAGGACAAGCUGCCCUACCCCGCGGCCGGACCCUGCUUCACUGGUUCAGGGCCGAUCCAGCUGUGGCAGUUCCUGCUGGAGCUCCUUACAGACAAGAGCUGUCAGGGGUUCAUCUCAUGGACCGGGGAUGGAUGGGAAUUCAAACUCACCGACCCUGAUGAGGUGGCUCGUCGUUGGGGGAUCCGCAAGAACAAGCCCAAGAUGAACUACGAGAAGCUGUCCCGCGGUCUACGAUACUACUACGACAAGAACAUCAUACACAAGACGGCCGGCAAGCGCUACGUCUACCGCUUCGUCUGCGAUCUGCAGAACCUGCUCGGCAUCUCCCCGGAGCAGUUGCACGCGAUGUACGAGCCCAAAACUGAGAAGAAGGACGACGACUGAACCCGACUUGAUCACUCUACAUAAGAUAUUAUUUAGCUAAUACGGAAUCAUAACUCACUUCCUACUAACAAUUCCCGCCCCCUUCAGACACGGCCACCACACACAAACAAUAUUAACAUGGAACCUGCCGUAUUAAUGAUGAUGUCAUUAAAUUGUCGGAUUUGAUCUCACGCACAGCCAGUGGAACUAAUUUAAUUAUUAACAUCGUUCUAAAACACAUUAACAACGCGAACACAUUAUUUUAAGUACAAGAUGUAACCAACGGUGCCUUAACACUCACAGACUGUCAUGUCAUAUAUAUUGUUUUUAUUACACCAGUUAUUAUCCAAGUCCAUUUAAAAAAUAUAUAUUAAUAAUCUUUCAUACAGCGCCAGUAUUACGGAGCCCGUCAAAUGACGUCAAAUUAAUGAGAUUAAAAAUCACAUUCAGGAGCCGCGCCAUCUCUCGUGUAAACCCGGCCUUAUUUUCUUUCAUCGCUUUACAAUUCUUGUGUCUUACUCCUUAAAUAGUGAUAUCAGUUUAAAAAAAUAGAAUUAAUAGUAAAAAUUUCUGCUAUCAUUUUAAUAAUACUGUAAAUAUAAGUUAAUUUUUUUUGUUACUUUAUAAAAAAAAAAUAAUUAGGUAUUAUAUUAUACUAGGUAUUAAGUGUUGUAUGUUUGAUACGCAGAUUGUUGCAAUGUGCGAUUAAAUAAAUGCAUAGUUAGAAAUGACGGACAGAUAAAUCUAUUUAACUACAAAAGUCCAAAGAUUUUUACAAACAAAAAAAAAAGGAACUAUUCGCCCACCAAUUGGUUAAAGGUAGUACUGUGGAAUCUGAGCGAUUUCUGUAUGUCGAACACCGGGUGACGUCACUCACUGAUCUCGUGGUAGGGAUUGUCUUACUAGUUAUGAAAUUAAUUAAUUAUAUUAUCAUUUUUUAUAGCUCCUAGCAUACACCGAAGAUAUUUCGAUAAGUUUUAUUAUUUGAAUUCCAUCAAUAUUUUACAUCAAACUUCCUUUCUCUGUUCGGUGCUGUGUAUAUUAUAAGGAUGUCUUCCCGCGUUUUAAUGAAAAAAAAAAUAUCUAUAAUAAUUAAUUAAUGUAUAAAAAUGGUUUCUGAACGUUUCUAUUGUAUUAUUAUUGAUGUAACCACCUGUCAGUGUUGUAUGUAUUGAUGGAAGAUAUAAAAUUAAAUAUAUAUAUUUACGAAAUCA
This is a messenger RNA of Danaus plexippus (monarch butterfly), 2940 nucleotides long. It is a transcript of the gene pnt, whose product is annotated as ETS-like protein pointed. Gene Ontology annotation, biological process: cell differentiation; regulation of transcription by RNA polymerase II. Lineage: Eukaryota; Metazoa; Arthropoda; Insecta; Lepidoptera; Nymphalidae. The record is from RefSeq and is a predicted model, not a curated record. The coding region runs from base 521 to 1747 and encodes 408 amino acids. Gene Ontology annotation, cellular component: nucleus. The transcript has 10 exons. Gene Ontology annotation, molecular function: sequence-specific DNA binding; DNA-binding transcription factor activity, RNA polymerase II-specific.